Messenger RNA from Vigna umbellata (rice bean), 1484 nucleotides. The record is from RefSeq and is a predicted model, not a curated record. Lineage: Eukaryota; Viridiplantae; Streptophyta; Magnoliopsida; Fabales; Fabaceae.
AUUCACUUUCAAUUUUGUCUGAUGUUUGAGAAACAGCUUCAGAUUAUUUUCAAUUGGACGACUUGUUAACAGUAGAGGAGCAUGCCAUUAGGAGGAAAGUAAGAGAGUGUAUGGAAAAAGAAAUUGCUCCAAUAAUGACCGAGUACUGGGAGAAGGCCAAAUUCCCAUUUCAUGUUAUUCCAAAGCUUGGUGCCUUGCACAUUGCUGGUGGCACGAUCAAGGGUUAUGGCUGUCCUGGUCUUUCAAUCACUGGAAGUGCAAUAGCUGUCGCAGAAGUUGCAAGAGUUGAUGCCAGCUGUUCAACUUUUGUUUUGGUCCAUUCAUCCUUAGCAAUGCUUACUAUUGCAUUGUGUGGAUCAGAAGCUCAGAAGCAAAAGUAUCUGCCUUCUUUGGCACAGUUUCAGACUGUAGCAUGCUGGGCUUUGACCGAACCUGACUAUGGAAGUGAUGCCAGUGCUUUGAAGACCACUGCCACAAAGGUGGAGGGAGGAUGGAUACUUGAGGGCCAAAAGCGGUGGAUAGGAAACAGUACAUUUGCUGAUGUUUUGGUCGUCUUUGCUAGGAAUGCAGCAACAAAUCAAAUAAAUGGAUUUAUUAUUAGAAAGGACGCACCUGGUUUAACAGUAACAAAAAUAGAGAAUAAAAUUGGACUUAGGAUUGUACAGAAUGGUGACAUUGUUAUGAGAAAAGUUUUUGUCCCUGAUGAGGACAGAAUUGCAGGAGUAAACUCUUUUCAGGACACAAACAAGGUGCUUGCUGUAUCACGUAUAAUGGUUGCUUGGCAACCCAUUGGUAUAUCGAUGGGCAUCUAUGAUAUGUGUCAUAGGUAUCUAAGAGAGAGAAAACAAUUUGGAGCUCCAUUAGCAGCUUUCCAAAUUAGCCAACAGAAACUUGUCCAAAUGCUUGGAAAUAUUCAAGCCAUGAUUCUUGUUGGUUGGCGCCUGUGCAAAUUGUAUGAGAGUGGUAAAAUGACUCCAGGUCAUGCUAGCUUGGGAAAGUCAUGGAUCACCUUGAGAGCAAGAGAAACAGCUGCUCUGGGCCGAGAAUUGCUAGGUGGCAAUGGAAUUUUGGCUGAUUUUCUUGUGGCAAAGGCAUUUUGUGAUUUAGAACCCAUCUAUACCUACGAAGGCACGUAUGACAUCAACACUUUGAUUACAGGUAGAGAAGUUACUGGCUUUGCCAGCUUUAAACCAGUUGCGCAAAGAAGUCGAUUGUAGAAGUGUAAUGCAUUGAUUCUUUUGUACACUCCACUGGGCAACUUCAAUCUAUGCAUUGUGGCUGUGACUACUGUAUGUUGGUUAAUUAAUGUAUGAAAUUGAGCAAUGGGAAACAAUUAAUACUUAUAAAGACGCUUGUGUAGAUGACUAAUAAUGAGCAAAGAAUCAUCAGAUUCUAUUUUUGUUGUGGGGGCAUUGUACGGGAGAGAGUACGCUGCUGAUAGUUAACAGAUCUACAUGUUUUAAAUUGAUCUUUUGGCAUUGUCA